CGCCUGUCGGGAGUUCGCCGGCAGGGACGUCGCGGCGGACGCUUGCUCACGCCGUCGAUGUAGGUCCCGUGCGAUGGUUCAGUAGAAGAGCCGACGCUGGGCGGCGAGGGCGCCCGGCCGCGGGAGGAUGAACGGCGAGGAGGAAUUCUUUGACGCCGUCACAGGCUUUGAUUCCGAGAACUCUUCCGGGCAGUUUCCAGAGGCGAAUCCGAGAGUUGCUGCCGCGAUGUGUGUGGACGCCGGCACAAGUCACGGGGCCAGGAAGGCCGGGGAGAGGUCCCCUCAGGAGAAUGGGGUUCAGAAGCACAGGACGGCGCUGCCCGCCCCGAUGUUCACCAGGAGCGACUUCAGCGUGUGGAGCAUACUGAAGAAGUGCAUCGGCCUGGAGCUGUCCAAGAUCACCAUGCCCAUCGCCUUCAACGAGCCUCUGAGCUUCCUGCAGCGGAUCACGGAGUACAUGGAGCACGUGUACCUCAUCCACAGAGCCUCCUGCCAGCCGCAGGCCCUGGAAAGGAUGCAGUGCGUAGCUGCGUUUGCGGUGUCGGCGGUGGCUUCCCAGUGGGAGAGGACCGGCAAGCCCUUCAACCCGCUCCUGGGAGAGACAUACGAGCUGAUCAGAGUCUGUGGGGAGAGCAGACUGGAGGACAGCAUGUCUUCAGUGUUCAGAAAGCGUGACGGAGAUGCUGCCCCCGGGACGGGGUUAGAGGGCACAGAGCUGCUGUGGGCGUCUGUGUGGGCGACCCCGGCACUCCGGGACGCCGCCCCCGCCCCGGCCUCCCCGGACAUUUCCCAUCGCGCAUCGGAAGCCCGUGUUUAUCUUUCCCGCAGAACCGGAGACAAGUGCGUGCUUCAUUUUAAACCGUGUGGCCUGUUCGGAAAAGAGCUUCAUAAAGUGGAGGGACACAUCCAGGAUAAAAACAAGAAGAAGCUUUUCAUUAUCUAUGGAAAAUGGACAGAGUGUCUGUGGGGAAUAGAGCCUGCCGCGUACGAGUCCUUCAAGAAACGGGAGAGGAGAGGCGACCACCCGGACAAGCCGCAGCCGGACGACAGCCCCCAGAAAGCCGACGGCGACGCGGCCGACGCUGUGCCCGAGGCUCAGGAGACCGUGCAGGCCAUUCCCGGCAGCAAGCUGCUCUGGAGGGUCAACACGCGGCCCCCCAACUCUGCCCAGAUGUACAACUUCACCAGCUUCACCGUCAGUCUCAACGAGCUGCAGAGCGGCAUGGAGAAGACCCUGGCCCCCACGGACUGCCGCCUGCGCCCCGACAUCCGCGGCAUGGAGAACGGCGACAUGGGCUGCUGCCGGCCUGUCACUGGGGCCUCGGGGCCUCUGGGGGCCCGGCCCGCAUCACAGAAGCUCACCGUGCCCGCGGCGGCAAAAGCCAGUGUCGGCGAGGAUGUGGAGACCUCGGACUCGUGCACUGUCGGUGGGAACCGGAAACGGGGCAGCCGCUGUGGAAGACAGUUAUGA
Messenger RNA from Suricata suricatta (meerkat), 1471 nucleotides. RefSeq names its product oxysterol binding protein like 2 (gene OSBPL2). Gene Ontology annotation, cellular component: membrane; intracellular membrane-bounded organelle; cytosol. The record is from RefSeq and is a predicted model, not a curated record. NCBI's taxonomy places the organism in Eukaryota, Metazoa, Chordata, Mammalia, Carnivora, Herpestidae. Gene Ontology annotation, molecular function: cholesterol binding. Bases 128 to 1471 code for a protein of 447 amino acids. The transcript is spliced from 13 exons.